AAUAAAAUAAAAUAAAGACUGAAGAAACCCUAAUGACCUGCUCGUUCCAGACCAUAAGAUCUAAAACACAAAGUACAAUUUUCCUUUCUUGCCUAAUCAAUCACUCUCUCUCUCUCUUCUCCACUUACUUCCGCGCCGCUUCCCCUCUGGUUUUCUUAUCCGUCCGUCGCUCUUUCAACACCGUCCUUAGCUGUGAGAUUGAAGCCUAGACCCAAUGAGGGGACGAAGCUACACCCCUUCACCACCAAGGGGUUACGGAAGGAGGGGCCGGAGCCCUAGCCCCCGUGGCCGAUAUGGUGGCAGUCGUGACAGGGAUCUCCCAACCAGUCUUUUGGUUCGCAACCUACGUCAUGAUUGCAGGCAAGAGGAUCUUAGGAGGCCAUUUGAGCAGUUCGGUCCUCUCAAGGACAUUUACCUUCCGAGGGAUUAUUAUACUGGAGAUCCACGUGGGUUUGGUUUCAUUCAAUAUGUGGAUCCUUCUGAUGCUGCUGAAGCAAAACAUCACAUGGAAGGUUAUCUUCUUCUUGGUCGUGAGCUGACUGUCGUAUUUGCAGAAGAAAACCGGAAGAAGCCAACUGAAAUGAGAACAAGGGAUCGAGGUGGAAGGAGCAACAGGUUCCAUGACAGAAGACGUUCUCCUCCUCGUUACUCUCGUUCUCCUCCCCCUCGUCGUGGUGGUAGAACACGGUCACGUAGCCGCGACUAUAAUUCUCCUCCCCUUAAAAGACAUCAAUCUAGGUCUGUCUCGCCUCAGGAUAGACGAUACGAGAAGGAGAGGUCAUACUCUCGCUCACCACCACAUAAUGGCUCAAGGGUUCGCAGUGCAAGUCCUGGGAGGGUGAAGAGCCAUAGCCGGAGCCCAAGAAGAAGCGUGAGCCCAAGAAGAAACAGGAGCUACACGCCUGAACAAGCCAGGAGCCCUGUCCCUAGGCAGAGCAGGAGCCGGAGCCUAAGCCCUCGUGGAGAACGUAAUGGUGACCGUUCUCCUAGCCAGUGAUUGAUUUACACAAAACCACCCCAUGUAUCUCUUUGGUUUACGCUCUUAGUUUCUUCCUUACCCAAGUUACUGAAACCAUGUUCGUCUUCUUUUUGGAUUUUCCCGAUCGGGAGUUUUUUAUUAUGUCGUGUUUAAUUAAAAAAAAAUGAACGAUGCAUAUGUACUUCUCUGUUUU
Eutrema salsugineum is the source of this 1172-nucleotide messenger RNA. Its product is annotated as serine/arginine-rich SC35-like splicing factor SCL30A. Gene Ontology annotation, biological process: mRNA splicing, via spliceosome. Gene Ontology annotation, cellular component: nuclear speck; cytoplasm. The record is from RefSeq and is a predicted model, not a curated record. NCBI's taxonomy places the organism in Eukaryota, Viridiplantae, Streptophyta, Magnoliopsida, Brassicales, Brassicaceae. The coding region runs from base 215 to 997 and encodes 260 amino acids. Gene Ontology annotation, molecular function: RNA binding. The transcript is spliced from 6 exons.